Sinocyclocheilus rhinocerous is the source of this 4661-nucleotide messenger RNA. Its product is annotated as cadherin-related family member 2-like. The transcript has 32 exons. Gene Ontology annotation, cellular component: plasma membrane; cell-cell junction. Gene Ontology annotation, molecular function: calcium ion binding. NCBI's taxonomy places the organism in Eukaryota, Metazoa, Chordata, Actinopteri, Cypriniformes, Cyprinidae. The record is from RefSeq and is a predicted model, not a curated record. Bases 1218 to 4445 code for a protein of 1075 amino acids. Gene Ontology annotation, biological process: homophilic cell-cell adhesion.
CCCACAAGGGAAGUGGGCUCAUUGAGGGUAGAGCCGAGCAGAGGGUAGGUAGGUUCUUGAAUAGCUAAUGAGCUCAUUUGCUUCCUGGAAUCUCUCAGAUCACAUUAUGUCCAGCUCACUAGGGUGAUGCCGAGAAAUAGCCAGAAAAUAAAAACUGGAUGUAAAGAUGCAUGGUUCUAUAGUUGGCUUAGAAAGUAGACGCCCUGCUAAACACUUCACUAGAAAUGGUGCUACGCCAUACCUUUGUCCUGUGGUUUCUUAUAGCUUUUAUGGUCUCGUGUAAUCAGGAUCUGAUUCUGUGGUGCCACUAAGCAGCUUUGUCAUCAGGGUGAGAAGACUGUAUUAAACACGCAGCCUUUUCUCUGCUACAAUCUUAAUGAAUAACAUUUACAACUGAAGGACAGCAAUAGCCACUGAUGCACUAGCCAGAGGUCUUGUAUAUUAUAUAUUGUUCCCUCAUUUGAAGAACGCCACUUGUUGGAAUAGUACUAAGAGCAGAUUGGCCACGCCUUACAGACAAUAAUAGAGAAGAUGGGGAAACCAUUACUUCUCCUUUUUGCUUUUUUAGCUUCUUCAUACUGUAAUUCUAUCCCUGUGAUUAACAUGGCUGUGGUAAAUGUGAGAGAAGAUCGUCCAGUAGGUGUACUUGCGUUUCAAAUCGAAGCAUUUGAUCCAGAUGGUGACCCUCUAACAUAUGGUAUUGCUGGAACAGACUCUAGUCAUUUUGACGUUGACAAAGAGUCUGGUGAAGUCAGAAUCAAGAGUAUGCUGGACAGAGAGACAAAAGACCUCUUACUCAUAGAGGUUGUGGUGAAUGAUGGAGUUUAUGCAGAUGUGACAAAAUCAGUUUAUGUUGCUGUUUUAGAUGCUAAUGAUAAUGCACCAGUAUUCCAAAAUCUGCCCUACAAUGAAGAGGUUCCAGAGAAUGAACCUGUGGGCAGUACACUGUUCAGAGCAAACGCCAUAGAUUAUGAUUUUGGCACAGCUUCUAUUGUGUCCUAUACAAAAUUGAUGACGUGACACCAAAUGAUGGGGCUAGCCUGUUUUCAAUCUCUCCGACUACUGGAAUUGUUGUUCUGCAGGGACCUUUGAGCUUCACUGACAAAAGUCCUUUCUAUCAGAUACGAAUCAUUGCAUCUGAUGGUGGUGGGCCACUGAUUGAUCAAGAAAACGUAGUUCAAUCUUCAUCAGUAAUUGCAUUCAUUACAGUUAAGGAUAUGCCAAAUCUCGACCCACAAUUUCUGAAUUUACCUGACCUUGCUGCUGUUGAUGAGAAUUCACCUGUGGGUACAUCAGUCUUUAUUGUGAGAGCCAGAGAUCCAGACACUGGGAUCAAUGACCAGAUCCACUACAGUAUUGAAAGUGCUGAUGCACCAGACCUGUUCCAAAUCAAUGAUGAGACUGGUGAAAUAUCUAUCAAAACUGUAUUUGACCGUGAAGAAUUACUGGAUAAAAAUGCUGUGGUAAUGUUACAAAUAAAGGGAAGUGAAACAAAUUGUAAUGUGGUUGGAGUUAUUGCAAGCACAAUAGGAGAACUACAGAUUUCUAUUGGAGAUGUGAAUGGCAAUGGCCCUGAAUUUUAUGAGUGUGAAGGUGAAAUUGAAACCUGCACACAGAAAAACAGCUUCAUAGGCAAAGUUGAUGAGAAUUCAUCUGCAGGACUGUCAGUAAAUGAACUGAAUAUAAGAGUCAAAGAUCCAGACCAGGGGCUAAACAGCAGGUUUAAUCUCCGUCUUGAGGGACCUGAUAAGGAUGUGUUCGCUGUCAGUCCCAGCACUGGGGUGGGAGAAAGUUCUGUGCAAGUGAUAAUAAAAGAUUCAUCUGCUGUUGAUUAUGAGAAGAAGAAAGUAAUGUAUGUUCAGAUUAUUGCUGAAGAUGCCAGUGCAGACUUCACCUCUAUGGCUUCUAUCACGAUUAACAUCAAUGACGUAAAUGACAACAUUCCUGAGUUUGAGGAGGAUGUUUAUGAGUUUUCUAUUGAUGAACACUGUGAUGACGGAACUGUUUUGGGCAUCAUUACUGCAACAGAUGAAGAUGACUUGGAUGAUGGCAAACUCACUUACAAAUUGAUGCCGGAAAGCAUGCGGGAGUUAUUCGAUGUUCAUCCAGAGACUGGAACUAUCGUUGUAAAAAAUGGACAGCGUCUUGACAGGGAAGGCACCAAUUCCUACUCACCCACCCUGCAGGCCAUAGAUUCAGAUGGCAAGAUUGGUACCACUGUUUUGAUGAUCAACAUUCUGGAUAUUAAUGAUCAGACACCAGUGAUGAACAGAGUACUUUAUGAGGCCUAUGUACAAGAGAACCAAAAAUUAGAGCUUAAAAUCCAGGCUACAGAUGGAGACGACCCAAAAAACCCAAACAGCAUAAUCCAGUAUCGCAUUGACAACAGCCCGUUCAGUAGUAACUUUACCAUAGACCAAGACUCUGGUGUGCUUGAAAACAAUGGUCGAUUGGACCGUGAGGCUAUGGACCCUGCCCUAGAUGGUGUGAUUGAGUUGAUGGUGAUCGCUUCAGAUAUGGGCACACCAUCCCUGUCCUCCACAGCCAAAGUGACCAUCAACAUUGGGGAUGAAAAUGACAAUUCUCCACAGUACCUUGAUCCUGCUCCCUACGAAUUUAAAGUAAAGGAAAGUGAAGGAGGCAUAUGGGUUGGCUCUGUGCGGGCUCACGAUGGCGACCAAUCAGACUUCAAUAAUCGUAUCUUCUUCAGUAUUACUGAUGGUAGUUUUGGAAGUUUCAUAUUAUUUAGUGAGAACAUCAGUGAAGGUUACAGGGGCAACAUCACGGUGGAUCCCGCUGUUGAGCUGGACUACGAAAGUGACCGCAAGACGUACGAUCUAACAGUGGAGGCCUCGGACUUGGGUCAGCAAAAGGUUGAGACAACAGUGAAAGUAAUUGUGGUUGAUGUGAAUGACACUCCACUUGAAUUCCCAUCCGACAUGACCCUGAGCGUAAAAGAGAACAGCACCUUGUCAAUGCCUCUGGGCACAAUCAAAGGCAAAGAUGUGGACACUGAACACCUUCUAGAAUAUGAGCUUGAUUCUACUGAAUGCCAAUGCAAUGGCGUCAGAGGUCCAUGUCCCGAAGAGUGGUUCAAAGUUGAGAGUAACGGUGAUGUGAUAACUAAUACUGUCUAUGAUAUUGACUUUGAGAAAUGUGAUAAAGUGUUCAUGAAUGCCAAGGUGGUGGAUGUUUUAACUGAGAAGAGGAGAGACAGUACUGAAGGAGUUGUCACUAUUAACAUUGUGGAUAUCAAUGACAACGCCCCAGAGUUUGUUGUCUUGCAGGACUUCUAUGUUGUAGUCAUUGAGAAAGUUGAGGUGGGCACAUCUGUUGGCAGAGUUUAUGCCAUAGACAGAGACACGGGAGAGAACAGGAAAAGCAAAUUUGAAGUUACCAAGGUGGACUUUGUUAGCAGUGAAGGGAAUUCCACAGAGAGUUUGUUUCUCUACGCCGACUCUGCCGAUCAGGAAGAUGCUGACGGAAGGUUCACUGCACAUAUACGGUCCCAGAAGGCAAUGGAAAAUAAUAAAAGAGGGAAGUUCAUGGUUCAGGUGAAGGCGUCUAAUCUUGAUGGUCUCAGUUCCACCUCUGUGGUUGAGCUUCUCACAGUUGACAGCUCCUACAGAGUCAGUCUCAGAUUUAGUGCAUCUGUGUCUGAAGUCAAUGAGAAUUUGCCUCAGAUCAGAGCGAUUCUGAUAAGUGCUACAAAAGCAACGGUGGAAUUCUUCAAUGUGUUUAGUGAGACGGUUACUCAGCGAGCUGAAGAGAUGACCAUUUUGGAGGCUUAUUUUGUGUUCCCAAACGGCACAGCUCUUGACUAUGAUGCAGUGACCGCAAUCCUGAAUUCAGAGGAAGUCUACAAGGAACAUGGAUACCAACUAACUCAGCUUGGAUUUACUGGCAUUUCGACAACUGUUACCGAGUCUACAGAUGUUAAGACAGAGGUAUUCAUCAUGAUUGGUUUGAUGGCUGCACUGGCGAUAGUUCUUGUUGUAACAACCACCUCACUCGUGUGCAUCAGAAGAAACUACAAGAGGAAACUGAAGGCAGCCAAAGCCAUGAAUUCAGCUGCCACAGUGGUCAUAGAGAAUCAGAAGACCGGCCCUGUUGUUCCUGGAACCAACAAAUACACCAAAGAAGGAGCAAACCCAGUGCUGAAUAUGAAUAUUGACACGGCCACAGACCUAGGCUUUGACGAAGAUGGCUCCAGCGCAGACAGAGAGAGCCUUAAUUCCUUGGACUACAACAUCGAUAUGACCAUGGCAGAGAAAGACACUAUGCCAAUGAUGGUAAUUCAGGAGGAAGAGGAGGAGGAUGAAAGGAGUGAAUCUCCGUACAUUGAGCCUCUGGGUGCUGCACUGGCCCAGCGAGAAAAGAGGAGAGGUGCAGACAGCCCCAGUCUCACUUUUGCAAACCCUUCCAUAGACACCACUGAUCUCUAACAUUCAGCCUCUGACCUCCACCUAUAUGCCUUUUUUUUUUUUUUAUACGUGGUCCUGCCAAAAAAGGAGAAAAGUCUCAAUUUCACAAUUUAUUCAAUUUGGACAAACUCUAAAUCUCAACAAGACCGUUAUCAUCAAUGCACUUUUAAAUGUAAGAGUUGGAGAAAAAAAAUUCUCAGUGCACAGUGUGUCGUCAUGUGACACACAGCCACAACA